AUGGCGAUUGUGGGGAGCAUUUACAUCGAUAUUCUGAUAUUUGCGACGACCUUUUUGGUCGUCGCUUACCACUAUUUCACGUGGAAUUUUGACUUUUGGAAGAAACGAAAUAUACCUUACGUAGAACCGCAUCUGUUCUUCGGGAACUUUCAGGAGGUCGCGCUCCAGCAAACAACGAUCGGUCAUUUCCUCGCAGAUCUUUACAACAAAAUGAAGACGGACUACUUUGGUGUUUGGGUCUUCGGCACUCCGCAUUUGAUCGUAAGAAGUCCGGAGGUGAUAAAGAACAUUCUGGUUAAGGAUUUCAAUUACUUCAGUGACAGGACAAUAACUUCAGAUACAGACGCCGAUCCGAUAGCAUCGAAGACGCUGUUCUUUUCGAAGAACCCUUUCUGGAAAACGCUGCGAAGCAAGCUGAGUCCAAUUUUCACUUCGGGCAAAAUAAAGACCAUGAUUCCACUGAUGAACGAUGCUGCUGCAGAUCUGAAGGAGUAUUUGCAGAAACGUACAUCGCAAACUGUCGAUAUGAAAGAGGUUUGCGCCAAAUUCACAACGGAUGUGGUUACUUCUUGCGCUUUCGGUCUUCAAGGCCAAUGCUUCCAACACGAGGAAUCUCCAUUCCGUGAUGUGGGAAGAAAAAUGUUCAACUAUAAUAUGAUCAACGCGUUCAGAGCUACUUCGUACUUUUUCGCUCCAGGAUUAGUAAAGUUUCUGAAGUUCACAUUCUUCGAUCCGUCCAUCUAUACGUUCUGCACCAAAACGUUCUUGGAGACAAUCAAAAUGAGGGAAAAGAGUGGAAUCAAACGCAACGAUCUAAUAGAUAUGAUUAUCGAAAUGAAAAAGCUGGACUCAAUCCAAGGGACAAAAUUGGACGACGACGUUAUAGUGGGUCAACCGAUGCAAUUCUUCGCAGCAGGUUUCGAAACGACAAGUUCCACAAUUUCGUUCACUUUAUACGAAAUGUGUCUAAACCAAGAGCUUCAGUUGAAGCUCAGAAGAGAAAUUAAUAAAGCUUUAGACGAGUACAACGGUUUCACUUACGAAGCCCUUAAGCACAUGGAAUUAUUAGAUAAAUGCAUCAAAGAAACUUUAAGGAAAUAUCCAGUAUUACCUUUCCUAGAUCGUAGAUGCGUUAAGGAUUAUAAGAUGCCGAAUUCUGAUCUGUUUAUCGAGAAAGGAACGCCGAUUUACAUUCCGAUGUUCGGUUUGCAUUACGAUCCCGUUUACUUCCCGAAUCCCGACAAAUAUGAUCCCGAGAGAUUCUCUUCGGAAAAUACGAACAGCAGACCGCAAUACGCCUACAUUCCAUUCGGCGAAGGACCUCACAAUUGCAUUGGAGAGCGAUUUGGCUUGAUCGGUUCUAAAUUGGGAAUAGCUCAUAUUCUGAGCAACUUUUACGUGGAAGCCAACGAAGAGACACCAGUUCCCAUCAUUUACGACUCGAAGAGCUUCGUUCUUCAAUCCACCGUCGGUUUACCAAUGAAAGUUGUUCCUUACAACAGACGUAUGUCUGCCGCUGCUUAAGAUCAUUUCUAUGAAAUGAUAAAGACCACCCAAGCAAUUACAACA
Nicrophorus vespilloides is the source of this 1569-nucleotide messenger RNA. Its product is annotated as cytochrome P450 6k1-like. Gene Ontology annotation, molecular function: iron ion binding; oxidoreductase activity, acting on paired donors, with incorporation or reduction of molecular oxygen; heme binding. The annotation marks the transcript as partial. Lineage: Eukaryota; Metazoa; Arthropoda; Insecta; Coleoptera; Silphidae. The transcript has 3 exons. The record is from RefSeq and is a predicted model, not a curated record.